AUGGAGAAGCAAAUAAUGCUUUUCUCUGGACUGGCGAUUAUGGUCGUCAUCCUCAAUGCAUGUCCUGCAAUCGGCCAAUGCGACGCAGAUAUAGUCGAGAUGUUGCCCUGCGCGACCUUCGUUAUGGGCCCUGCUGUUGGGAAGCCCCCUCCAGAGUGUUGUGAAGGUGUGAAGCUUGUUCUUGAUAAAGCUGAUAACGAAGAGAAGCGCAGGUCUCUUUGCCAAUGUUUGAAAGAUGAAGCUAUUAAAGCUGAAGUUAAAAUCAUACCUGAAAAACUAAUGAACAUCACUGGACCUUGUGAGAUCAAGGUUCCUAUUCCUACUGAUCCUAAUGUCGACUGCAAGACGGUUCCGGUGUUUUGA
Argentina anserina (silverweed cinquefoil) is the source of this 363-nucleotide messenger RNA. RefSeq names its product non-specific lipid-transfer protein AP10-like. Gene Ontology annotation, molecular function: lipid binding. The transcript has 2 exons. Bases 1 to 363 code for a protein of 120 amino acids. Gene Ontology annotation, biological process: lipid transport. NCBI's taxonomy places the organism in Eukaryota, Viridiplantae, Streptophyta, Magnoliopsida, Rosales, Rosaceae. Gene Ontology annotation, cellular component: membrane. The record is from RefSeq and is a predicted model, not a curated record.